Aplysia californica (California sea hare) is the source of this 2994-nucleotide messenger RNA. RefSeq lists its product as uncharacterized. The record is from RefSeq and is a predicted model, not a curated record. Bases 266 to 1870 code for a protein of 534 amino acids. The transcript is spliced from 4 exons. NCBI's taxonomy places the organism in Eukaryota, Metazoa, Mollusca, Gastropoda, Aplysiida, Aplysiidae.
GUUGACUGAGUCCUUGAGCUCACAGCGACACUUAGAGGAAUCUUCAACAUUUCCCAUAUUAGGUCAUUACAGGCAUGGCAUAAUACCAUCUAGCCUAGAUAGCAGCUCUUGACCCAAGGUCUGUUGCCCCGCUAUCCACGGAUCCUGUCGGAACGAGCACUAGAUCUACUGCAGUCUUGCGUCUCGCCUCAACUGAGUGUAGACCUUGUUUACUCGAGACAAGUGCAGUGGACUGGUCAGGAACCUCUAGCUCUGCACUCCAACCAUGUUGGCUCUGUUGCUAUUCGGCCUGCUCGCGAGCGGUUUGCCGUAUUCUGAGUGUCAGAAGGCCAGCUACGCGCCCAAGAAACAACCUGACAACAGCGAGCUGUUGGCCAAGUUGAACAUCCUUGGCAACGAAUUGCAGAAACUCGGCGCCGAUGUGGGAGAACUGCUCGAUCAAAACAAGAAGGCCGGCCUCGGCCCUGACGGGUCAAAAGAGUCAAACUGGUCCGAGCUGAAGGUCUUGAAGGCAAGCAGAGAAGUUGGUACCAAGUCUAACAAGUUCACCGUCAAGUUCAAAGCGCCCGAGGACUGUCCAUCCGUGCCCACAAAAUGGACGCUGAAACCGGUAAACCAGGAAACGGCGACCACUCUGGUCUCUCGAGUGAGCUCCGUGCGUCAGGCGGAUGGAAGGGACUUGUGUGAGACGACCGUUGACGUGAAGGAGAGAGGAGACCUCACGCUGACUUUGUUGGAGAACAACCGAUAUGAGAUUUUCCUCCGCCUGGACAACCACAAGACCACAUCCCUGCAGUCUAGUUACCAAGGAGAAGUUCCCAUCAACGACUUUGCAGUGAAGACCCCGGAUGUUGUCAACUACAGGGCCGGAGAAAAGCUCAAGCUGCCAGUUGUUGUGAAGAACGCCGGCCCAGACAAGUACAGGUUCUCACUCGGACUAGAUAUACAAUACCUGACCCCUCAGGACAAAGUUCUUUUUUACAAUUGCAAAGAAGGAGGAGAUGAUUAUGCAUGUGAGUUUGGAGUUGACAAAAAAUAUUUGAGUUCGAUGGAUGCCGAUGUCAGUAUCAAUACGAAGUCACUGAAGCCUAUCGGCUACACACGCGUUUCCUCUACUUAUGUUGACAGGAGCGCUCUGGUUCAGGAAGCUAGGCUAACUAGAGUGUUGAGUAUCCGCCCAGCGGGACAAGUGGGACCAUAUCCAAACGGGUUGGUUGAAGUUAAGGCAAUAGACAACAAAUGCGCUUUCAGUGAACAGAAAUGUACUGCUAAAUGCAUUGCUUACGGAAACAACAUUGACGAGAAGAGCAUUAAAAUAGAGAGAGUACUGAAGGGGGAUGUCAAGGAGAAAAUCAAGGAGAUGAACGUGGAAAGGAAGGUAGAACUAGGUCAAACAUUGGUGUCAACAGAGUUCACAGUCCCGAAGACAUCCGAAGGUAUCAGAAGGCAGCCGUUCGCUUGCUCCUUCCAGGUUCCAGGGGGUAAGAAACAGGAAGAUAUCGGUAUCGUGUCCUACAAAGUGGAGACGAGAGUACUGAAGGAAAAGUCGUUCUACGAGAUCAACGAAAGCGAGGUGAAGAUCACGUGUACUGCCGAGGGCGACAAAGACCCGGAGAUUGCCGCUGUGCUGAGCAUGAAGCCUAGCGAGAAGGGCAGGCCCGUGGACCUGAAGCACAGCGACUUCCGGGCAGUGGAGACAGGUCCAGGGGAAGUAACCAGCGUGUUUUUCUACAACCACAACUAUGGCCAGAUCAAGCUGGAUAGGGUGUUAGCCACUUGCUUUGCCCGAACUUCCCCACUGGAUGUAGACCAGUUCGUACUAACUGAUGUGUUCUAUCUGAAGAAAUCUCAACCUCAAAGCCUUUAUUAAUCAAUGUGGAAGUGGAAGUAGUACAGAUGCGUUUACUUGCAGUUUGCAAGUUAAAAAAGCGAGAGAAGAAAAGGGGAAAAAAGUUGGGGUGGGGGGGGGGGGGGGAGUAAUCAAAUAAACAGGUUGAGAUAGACCUUCGGUAAUUUCUAAGAAAGGAGAAUUCUUGUCCAGCUCCAUUGGCCCGUCACAUCCAUCCUAUUCUCUCACAAGAUCUAUAGAUAAAAAAUGGUACUGCAGCCAUUAGCAAACGUUUUGAAUUCAGUUUCUUAAAUAAAUCUGGGAUUUGGAUACUCCCAUGCACUAAGUGAUAAUGAUGAACAGUAUUUUCAUAGAUGUUAGUUAAAACUUCAUUCAACCCGCAAAUGGAACACUGUACGGAAACCGGUUCGUGUCAUAAAUGACUAAUAAACACAAGGCAGUUCAAUCUCAUACUUGAGAUACUUAAUUUAAAAAAUUGUGCCAUACAUCUGGCGGCGAUAUCUAGAAUCUGUAUUAUAUUUCGGUGCUUACUAAUUUUUAAAAUUAAAUAUCUAGGAUACAGAGAAAAGGGACAAAGACUGUAUUAAGAGAGCUCCAUUUUAGAAAUGAAACUAAGCAUUUUUAUUAACUUAACGUUAUCCCAGCUCCGAGAUUUCACUUUGGCUUUCCGAUUAGUUAUAAUUUGUUAACGGGAUGCCAGUGUUGUUGAAGCACACUAAAGCUGUUUUGAAAAAUUACUUUGACUUUUGAUAAAGGUAGAUAAAGCUAUGACUGGAAAUCCUUUAUCCUUUACGUAGGAGUCUAAACAUUGAGUUAUUUUGGACGUAUACGAUUUCUUUCAUGAUAUCAUUUACUCAUUCUGCUCUCUUGCUUUCCAUAGAUAUGAGCCCCCCAUCCCUCUUUUAUCACCCUAGAGUGUUAUGAUUUAAUGAUAGUUCUGAAAGUUGCACCUAUUAUAUUUUCUUCUUAGAAUGUAAUUUGUAUAGCUCUGUGUGUUUUUUUAUCGGGAGAAUUGUUGUUAUCACUAUCGUGUGCCUGUUCAGUCUCCUCACCUAUAACCAUUCCUAUUAUUUUCUGUAUUAGUGUAUUAUGUUUACAUUCUCGAUCUUUUAAGUAACUUUGAAAUAAAAUCGUUUCGCCUUUAU